CCGAAAUAUUGUUGCAAAAAUUUGCAUUAAAUUUGAAAAUUCGAGUUACAGCUGGGAUUUCAAGAAACUAAAUUGAAUCUUUAAUAGCAAAGCCUAUUCCGCGGCUGUACAUUGUUCUUCCAGGAUCAGGCACUGAAGCUGUGCCAACGCUGUUCAGCAAUCAUCCAAGCACUUCUUUCAUCACAUAUCUUAAUCAAUUUUGUUUAUUGCCAGGUUCGCAUUUGAGAGCGAAUCGUGUCGACUUGACUUAACCAACAUGUCAACUAUUCCUCAUAUAUGCGUUGUUGGGUCCCUUAACAUCGACUUCGUCACCUUUACACCACGUUGCCCUGAACCAGGAGAGACACUGACAGCCACUUCUCUCUUGGUUACUGCAGGAGGGAAAGGUGCAAAUCAAGCUGUUGCCUGCGGUCGAGCUUCGUUCGUCUCAAAAGCGCAUCAGGAUGUAAUUGUGAGCAUGAUUGGAGCCGUCGGCCCUAACGACCCCUAUUAUUUGACUCUUCUGAGGCCGAUGCUAGAGGACUCAGGUGUUAGCACGAGAGGCAUCGAGGAGACGAAGGAGAGUCAGACUGGUUCAGCCACAAUCAUCGUUGAGAAUGGGGCAGGUGGAGAAAAUAGGAUUUUAGUCGUUCCGGGGGCGAAUCAUUCCGGUAUGAAUGAUGUUGACAAGAUCCUCGCAAUAACCAAGAGUCAAAGCCAACCCGUUGGGGUCGUGGUAAUGCAAGGCGAGAUUCCGAGAUUGACGGUGCUGGCUCUUCUGCAACAUUUCAAUGGACCUGCAAGCGAUGCUCACGUUAUCUUCAACCCUGCGCCCGUAUUUCCAGAAGGUGUACCGCUCACGGCACUUGUGGACACAUCCGUCCUCAUCAUGAACGAAACCGAAGCUGUACAAAUGACUGGAUCAAUUCCGAAAUUCCCGGUUUCUGUCCAAACUGAGGCAGACUUGAAGCCGGAAGAAAUUGCCCCGUACUUCCAUACAAUUGCCAAAAUCAAAAUAGUCUUGAUAACACUUGGCGCAAAGGGUGUUUUUUUCUCUACAAGCAAUGGCAAGCAGGGCUUCGUUCGCGGUGUCGCCAUUGACAAAGUGGUAGAUACAACGGCGGCCGGAGACACGUUUGUGGGCUACUUUGCUACAACGUUUUCAAAGUUCGUCGCAACAGGAGCUACUCUUGAUAAGUUCGAUGUCGAGAUCGAGAAAGCAGUUCAGGAGGCGAAUGCCGCAGCUGCUAUCUGUGUGCAAAGAAGGGGCGCGAUGCAGAGUAUUCCAUUUGCGUACGAGUGA
Messenger RNA from Pseudogymnoascus verrucosus, 1282 nucleotides. RefSeq lists its product as uncharacterized. The record is from RefSeq and is a predicted model, not a curated record. The coding region runs from base 257 to 1282 and encodes 341 amino acids. The transcript has a single exon. Gene Ontology annotation, molecular function: ribokinase activity. Lineage: Eukaryota; Fungi; Ascomycota; Leotiomycetes; Thelebolales; Thelebolaceae. Gene Ontology annotation, biological process: D-ribose metabolic process.